Cucurbita maxima (winter squash) is the source of this 1549-nucleotide messenger RNA. Its product is annotated as cytochrome P450 724B1. NCBI's taxonomy places the organism in Eukaryota, Viridiplantae, Streptophyta, Magnoliopsida, Cucurbitales, Cucurbitaceae. Bases 55 to 1509 code for a protein of 484 amino acids. Gene Ontology annotation, biological process: sterol metabolic process. Gene Ontology annotation, molecular function: monooxygenase activity; iron ion binding; heme binding. The transcript is spliced from 8 exons. The record is from RefSeq and is a predicted model, not a curated record.
AAGAGGGGGAAAAAUGGGAUCAAACCAUUGGCUUAAGCUCAGUUCAUAAACGCCAUGGAAGCUCCUGCAAGUUUCAGCCCUCUUAGUAUUGCUUUGAGCUUAGCCAUGGCAGCAGUCAUCCUCUGUCAGUUGCUGCUGAAACUCUUUGCAGCUGCAACGCCAAGCCCUAGCUUGCCUCCUGGCUGCAUGGGCUUCCCCUUCGUUGGAGAGACACUCAGCUUCCUCAAGCCCCAUCAUUCUAACUCCAUUGGGACCUUCCUCCAGUAUCACUGUUCCAGGUUUGGGACGGUUUUCAAGUCUCAUCUAUUUGGUUCGCCGGCGAUAGUGUCAUGUGAUCGAGAGCUUAACAUGUUCAUUCUUCAAAACGACGACAAACUUUUCAAAGUGAGUUAUCCCAAGGCCAUGCAUGGCAUUCUCGGCAGCAAUUCUUUGAUCAUCGCCGCCGGAGACACCCACCGGAAGCUCAGAAACGUCGUCGUUAGCUUUGUCAGCUGGUGCAAGUCCAACCCCACUUUCCUUCACUCCGUGGACAAGCUCUCUGUCUCUUUAAUGGAGUCGUGGAGAUGCCAAACUCGUGUGUUUUUCUGCAAAGAAGUGAAAAUGUUUGCUUUGAGUGUUAUGGUGAAGGAAUUGUUGGGCAUUGAAGCGAACGAGUCGGUUGGGUUGAGAAUAUUGGACGAGUUCGAAACUUAUAUGAAAGGCUUUGUUUCUUUACCUCUGAAUCUCCCCGGAACUCCAUACUAUAAGGCUGUUAAGGCCCGAGCGAAGCUUUCGGGCAUCGUGAAAGAGAUGAUGAAAGAGAGGAAAAAGAAGGGAUUAGUGGUAGGGGUGGAAAAAGAAGGGGAUGAUCAUGAGAACUUUCUAGACGUGAUAAUGUCAAAUUGGAAGCUUGAUGAGGAAGAGAUUGUGAGCGUUGUGUUGGACAUAUUGCUUGGAGGAUAUGAGACAACAGCUACUCUUAUGGGAUUGAUUGUCUACUUUCUUGCACAUUCACCUCCCAAUGUUCUUGCAAAGUUAAAGGAAGAACAUGAAGCAAUAAGAAAUGGCAAAGGGAAGGGAGAGUAUCUGAAUUUAGAAGAUUACAAGCAAAUGGAGUUCACAUGCAAUGUGAUAUAUGAAGCCAUGAGAUGUGGAAAUGUGGUCAAAUUCUUACAUAGAGAGGCCAUUAAAGAUGUCAAAUUCAAAGACAUUUUCAUUCCUUCGGGAUGGAAAGUUCAUCCAGUCUUCUCAGCCAUUCAUCUGGAUCCAACCCUUCACCCAUAUCCUCAACAGUUCAAUCCAUGGAGAUGGAGGGAUGAUAAAGAAAUGAGCAAGAAGGUGACGCCCUUUGGUGGAGGCCCAAGGCUUUGUCCUGGGAUUGAGCUUGCCAAGCUAGAGAUAGCUUUCUUCCUCCAUCAUCUUGUCCUCAAUUAUAGGUGGAAGACAAGCUCAGAUGAAUGUCCACUGGCUUACCCAUAUGUUGAAUUUAAAAGAGACUUAUUGCUUGAGAUUCAGCCCUGUAGUUGCUGAAAUCAAAGGCUGAUUAAUUCAGGGAAUUUUAUUGUUCUAA